Messenger RNA from Solanum stenotomum, 375 nucleotides. RefSeq lists its product as uncharacterized. The record is from RefSeq and is a predicted model, not a curated record. The annotation marks the transcript as partial. NCBI's taxonomy places the organism in Eukaryota, Viridiplantae, Streptophyta, Magnoliopsida, Solanales, Solanaceae. The transcript is spliced from 2 exons.
UUUAUUUUCCUCUUAAUGCAGAUGUUUAUCUUGCUGGGACCGUGAUGUUCAUAUUCGGGAUGGGCUUGUAUGGAUUGUUUAUCACUGAUUUCUCUGCUGAUGGGAGUCCAACUGCCGACCGUGCCCUCAAGCAUUCUUCCUUGUUUGGGAUGUUUGCUCUGAAGGAGAGGCCAAAAUGGAUGAAGAUCAGUUCGCUUGAUGAACUUAAAACCAAAGUUGGACAUGUAAUUGUUAUGAUCCUUCUAGUCAAGAUGUUCGAGAGGAGCAAGAUGGUCCCUAUAGCCACUGGUGCUGAUCUAUUGAGCUACUCUGUGUGUAUUUUCCUGUCCUCUGCUUCCUUGUAUAUUCUUCAUGCUCUGCACAAGUCAGAAUGAA